UGCAUAUUUAUCCGGUGAUGUAAUCUUACGCAAUGCUCCAAACACAAGGUAGUUUCCUUCAUUAAGCAACACGUAUUGUAGAAGUUAUCUGACGCCAUCAGUUGCGUUUGCACAAGUGCCUGCUGAAAGAUGGAUGAUGAUGACUUUGGAGGAUUUGAGGCAGCAGAGAGUUAUGAAUUUGGAAAUGGUGAAAAGCAGACCACAUCUCCUGCUAUUGCUUGGGCAGCAUUUCCUACAGUACCUGAAGUCCAUAGAUCUACUGAUGUUCUCCUGGAGCACUCUGUGCCUUCUUCCUGCCUGGUUCCUUCUGACUCCUUCAUUUUAUCAAGUGAUAAUUUGGCAACAGCUAUUCAAACAGGCAAGAGUGUGAUAAAUCCAGCUGCUCCUGAAGUACAGACUCAAGCAGAUAUUCCAGUUGCCUCUACAAAUAUAAUUGAAGACAAGACUUUAGCUGAUGUUGAGACAAAGAGAACAAAUGAACCCAAGAGCUGCCUUCAACAAGCUGUUGCAAACCUCGAAAUCAAGCUUAGCAGUGCUGAAGAAGAAAAGCUAAAAAUCAAAAAGGAAUUGGAAUAUUUACUGGAAAAACAUAGUGUGCUAGAAAUGGAUUUCUUGAAGGAAAAACAAGAAAAAGUGCUUCCACAUCAAGAUCAUUACAAGACACUCCAGGAAAAGCAUAAGCAGGAAUUAGAAGACAUGAGAAAAGCUGGACAUGAAGCCUUAACUAUUAUUGUUGAAGAAUUCAAGGCACUGCUACAAUCUACAGUUCAGCAGCAAGAAGCAGCUAUUGAGAAGCAGUAUAUAUUAACCAUUGAAAAGCAUUCUCACAAAUGUGAAGAGCUCCUCGAUGCUCAGCAUCAGCGACUUCUUGACAUUUUGGAAGCAGAAAAGGAGGUGUUAUCGGAAAAGAUAGAAGAAGCUAUGAUGCAGCAGUCAAAAAAGCACAAGGAAGUGCUGGACAAAUGUUUGGAUGAAGAAAGACAGAGAAGCAAGGAGUCUCUGGCAGCUGCUGCAAAGGCUGAAAAAGAGGAAGUGCAGAAAGCUGUCCUGAAAGCAGUAGAGGAGGAGAGGAGAAAUAUGGAGAAGAUUCAUGCAGAAGAGAGAAAACUUUGGGAAGCAGAACGUGAUAGUCAUAGAGAGAAAAUUGCCCAAGCUGUUUCAGAAGCCAUGCAAGAGCAAAGAAAGCAGAACCAGGAAAUUGUCAAGGAAGCAUUAAUGGAGGAGCAGAAACGAAGUGAAAAGGCAAUCGAGGAAGCAGUAAAAAGGACAAGAGAGGAACUGAUGGAAUAUAUUCAAGAGCAGAAGAGGCUUGAUGAAGUUGUUCGUCAGAGAAAUCUGCAUAGUUUGGAACUUUUCCUUUCAUGUGCACAGAAACAGUUAAAGGUUUUAUUAAAAGAAGAGCCAACCUCAGAGGAAAACAGAGACUGACGUUCUCAGUGCUGAUGAUACAGUGUGAUUUGUGAAGCUGCAAACCUCCAUCUAGCAAAUAAUGAAUAUAUUCCAGUCUUUUUGGAUUGUAUCAUUGAGUCAAGAUUGAUCUGAAAUGCUUGAUAGAAAUGUUUGUGGAUGAUGUUCUACUAUUUAUUUAUUUAUUUUGUUACUAUUAUCAGAUGGCAAAUAUGAGAGGGAAAAAAAAUCCUUGGGGAAAAAAAAAUUGGUUUAUUUAGGAUUUGUUUUAUUUGGAAUUUUGCUUUCAUUAUAUUUUCUAGUAGCCUAUAGUUGAAGUCCUAGAUAACUGCAGCAAUGAUGAAAACAUUUCCCUCUUAUGUCUCUUAUAAAUUUAGUGCCAUGUCUUAAUGUGAUUCAUCAUUACUUUUGAUAUUUUAAAAAAUGGAGACAAAUAUUUAGUUGUUUAUAGAUACAAAUCCAUCUCUAUUUCCAAAGUAUCUGCCCAAGUCGAUUUCUUCAGGUGAGCCUGAGAAGCUUGUAUAUCUUGUAUGGCUCUCCUGUAUAACAGAAGAAUCAGUACUGAAACAUGAGAGUGUUGUCAGGCAUUUAUAAACAAAUACAGCUCUAGGAACAGAAAAAUCUAAAAACUAAACAGUGCAUCUGUUUAGGGUAGCGCAAAACAUUGCCGUGACCGAUGUAUAGUAUGUAUUUUAUUUCCAUUUUACAGCACUAGUUCAAUUCCAAAAGUCAUUUUCUCAUGAAAUUACGAUUAAUGUGACUGACCUCAGUUUCAGGAAGAAGAUGUAUGUAAUUAUGUGGAGACUGAUACUGCACUGCCUCAGUGGAAUUUCUGACAGAAUAAGGAGUGCAGCUUGCUGACCUCACAUGCCCUUUCUAAGUACAUCGAAGGAAGUAAAAAAACUCCCCACUGACAUUACUGGACUUUGGAUCACUUGUAGGUCUUUCUAGUCUUGCUAGCAGCAGAUGGAGUGGAAUUUCUGUGCCUACACUCUGUUGAUUGUAGAACUGAGGCCUUAGUUGUAGAGAAGCUCUGAAUGAAAUGAGGGAAAAUAAGUGUUUAUGCUUAGGUAUAUAUAAAUAAACUAAGAAUUAUCUCUCUUAUGGUGAGCUUAUGGGCAUUUUUUAAUUGUGGUUCUUGUUAUUUGGAUGUGCUUUGGGUUUUUUUAUUUAACUGAUUUUUUUUUUCAUCGGCACUUUUAAUAAAUUGCUUUCUUAUAGUAAUAAGGAACACCAAAUGCUUGUAUAUGUAUUUGGCAGUAUGAAACAAGUAUUGCAGAAAUUUAAGGUUUUUUAUUUAAAUCUUUUUCCUUGCUUCAUUUUUGUAAUCAAACCCAAAGGUUUUGUCUAUUGUAUACACAAAGGUACACUGAAGAAAUGAACAGUGCUGGUUUUACUAGAUGAUGACAUUACCCUGCAAAUGGAUUAAAAUCCAGUCUUCCCUUUCAUACUUGAUUGACUGAACAGUUUCCAUUUUUUCUGGCAGACAAGAAACUCCUUAAGUGUUAACGAGUUGCCUACUCUUUUUCUGUUCCUAAACUAGUGAAAUGUUUUGUCUCUGUAACUGCACCAAAGAUGACAUAUAUGUCCCCCAUGGGGUUUUUUUAAUGUCGAGGUACUGUAAAAGGAAAUUAUUUGCCUAGUGCUUUGUCACAAUGUGUGUUUAAUUGUGGAAAUGUGGUGUGAGCAGAUUCCUCAAUGAACUUCUUGAUGUUGUUCUAGGUCUGUACAUGAAACAAUAUUCCUUUUUUACUAAAGACAUCCAAAUGUUCCCCUUCAAAGCUAGAGCCUUAAGUGUCCAUCAGCCUUCUUCUAAUAAAUUUGUAUUCUGACUUGCAACACUAUGCAAAAACAGUUUUUGGAGUUUAUGAUUGGAGUCAGUAAGAUUUCACUGGCAGCUGUGAUAUAUUUUUUCCCAUUAGAUCAUAUGUUAUUUAACUUCAGCUCUUGAAUAUUGUGAUGUUCACAGAGAACUGUACAUAUUUUUUUUUUCUUACCUCUGACAGUUUCUUCCUCUCUACCCUGCAAGCAAAAUUACAGACUAGACCACAGAAGGGCAAGACCAGAUUGGGAGCUGGGGUUACAUUCAAAACUCUAAGUCUCAGAGAAGAAAUUAACUUAUACAGCAAAACUAGACCUAUUGAGUAGGUGAGCUUUGCAGCAUACAAUAUCUACCACCAUCUCCAUACUUUAUCCGAAGCUUUAAAUCUUAGGGAUAUUUUUCGUUUCUAUCUAACCAUAAGAGAAUGCAGUUUGUGGAAAUCUGGGAGAAGGGAAUCGCAGAUUUAUAGAAUGGCCUGAAUUGAAAGAGGCCUUAAAGUUCACCCAGUUCCAUGGGCAGGGACACCUUCCACUAUCCCAGGUCGCUCCAAGCCCUGUCCAACCUGGCUUUGGACACUUCCAGGGAUGGGGCAGCCUCAGCUUCUCUGGGCAACUUGUGUCAGGACCUCACCACCCUUACACAAAGGAAUUCUUUCCUAAUAUCCAAUCUGAGCCCACUCUCUUUCAGUUUAAAGCCAGGGACAAGUUUGCAAAAUUCAGUCUGUCUUCCCAGAAGUUGACAUCACAUUUUUUUAAAUUCUUUUUUUAUUCCUACGUGCAGGCUGGUGAAUGACAUAGAAGAGAAAAUGGCAUGUUGUAUAUCUGCUGGGUAGAACUUGAUCUGCCUCGGAGGCCUGGCUGGUAGUGUUAAAUUUUGGCAAGACUGUAAUGAGAGGAACAAGAAACCCUGGAAAUAAUCCUCAGAAACAAAAUGCAGGAACUAGAACAUCAACAAAGCUCAUAUAAUAAACAUUUUAUCUAUAUCUUCAUAAUAAUUCAUAUUAGGAAUCAACCAUAAAUCCUGUUAUGUAAUAAAAGACAUGGGUUGGACAGUUUGUUGCGUGUAUUAGAAGUGACUUUAAAAGUAUGGCAGCCGGUAGACCCAGUGUUUAAAAUGCUGUCUUUCUGUGCUGUUAGUCAGGCCCGCUCUAUUUUACCCCUUCUACUUCAUGUGAGUUGUGUGAUUUGCAGCAAGUAGUUUGCACAGAAUUGAUACUGGAUAUUGUGGCAUCAUACGGUCUGACACAUUUGUGUUGUAUUUCUGUAGAUUUAUGUUGGCUCCUUAUCUGCUUCCACUACAGGAUUCUAGAUUGGGUCGGAGACCAGGUAUGUGCAAGUCAUGCACAAAAAGGAAUAAUGGGCAACAUAUUCUUUGUGUACUGUCAAUACUUAAGAUAUGGGAAUAUUUGAAUUUUUUCCUUGCUGUAAGAAUCUCAUUGACAAAUUACCCUUGAAUUCCUUGAAACAUUGAAUUCCUUCACUUCCAUCAUUAGGUGGCAAAACAAAGAAAAAGCAGUAAUCAUUCCAGAGGCUGAGAUCACUUCAGUAUUUUGAAUUUUUUGUGCGUCUUUACAUUGGCUUCUGAUCAGAAGUGUGUCAUGUCCUGCCAGCUCAGUAAAUGGUGAGGUUAAUUCCUGACUGUCUGAAAUCAUCCAUGCAGACAUGACCUUAGAGAGCCUAAUUCCUUUUCACACCAAAACUUCCUUACAACACUUGAGACCAACUCUGCUCUUCCUCAAUUUCCCAUGCCCACGUUUGAGCUCACAGAUUUUUCCCUACCCCUGGGAUGAAGGGAACAUGUGAUAAGAUUUUGUCUUUCUUCCUGGAAGGAAUUGGCCACCAAUAUAAAUUAUUUAUCGGGGAGACUCAUAUAAUUUAUGCUCGCUUUCAGAUGACAUACAUUGUCAUUGCAGUUGUCAAAUGGACUUAGUUUAGGUGCUGUAAACUCCAUUGCAGGAGUGAUUUAAUGGGUGGAUGAGAUUGUCUUAAUUUUUUUCUUUUUUCACGUGGACAUCCUGAAUGCUGUAAAGAAAGAUUUUAUAUCAUCUGUGGCAUUCUUUUUUCAUCAAUGGUCCAUAAGUGUGCCAAAAAGACACUGGACUGGAAAACGCUUUUUACAUGGGUACAUUUCAUGCCUUCUAUUCAAUUCAAUGUUCUUGCAGGAACUGACAAAAAAUGUUUUCUAUGCUCUGUCCAAGAAUAUUGUUCUUCUGAGGCUUCAAGAAGAUUCAUCUGCUACCAUUGUUUUCAUUGUUUAUUAAUUUUAAAGCCCACAUAAAACUAAUAGUCCUGCUGCUGAAUUAGAGUCAUAUUUGAACAGCAGAACAUCACAGAAAAACCACCCAAGUUGAAAUAUCAAGUUUUGUGUUUGUUGAGUUGCUCAGGUUUUGUAUUUGUUUCUCCUUUCAGUGAUACAUCAUUCUUGUGAUAAUAAUUAUAGUUAUUAUCCUAUGACAGCAAUAAUAGUAACAAUAUUUUUCUGUGAU
Messenger RNA from Hirundo rustica (Barn swallow), 5714 nucleotides. It is a transcript of the gene CCDC91, whose product is annotated as coiled-coil domain containing 91. Gene Ontology annotation, cellular component: trans-Golgi network. The record is from RefSeq and is a predicted model, not a curated record. NCBI's taxonomy places the organism in Eukaryota, Metazoa, Chordata, Aves, Passeriformes, Hirundinidae. Gene Ontology annotation, biological process: Golgi to lysosome transport. The coding region runs from base 130 to 1428 and encodes 432 amino acids. The transcript has 13 exons.